Messenger RNA from Metarhizium acridum CQMa 102, 963 nucleotides. RefSeq lists its product as uncharacterized. Gene Ontology annotation, molecular function: phosphoric diester hydrolase activity. Lineage: Eukaryota; Fungi; Ascomycota; Sordariomycetes; Hypocreales; Clavicipitaceae. Gene Ontology annotation, biological process: lipid metabolic process. The record is from RefSeq and is a predicted model, not a curated record.
AUGGAGCGGCCACGGAAAUCGCAAUCUUCGCCUGCCCUCAUCAUCGUCCUGACACUGUUGGGUACCAUUACGCUGCUACAUCUCCUCACCGUCUUUGAGUUUUUUCACCAAGCCGACACCCUACCAACCGAUGCCGCACUCCCUCGCCCAAUCUACGCAGUUGCACACCGCGUGCUGACGACACAACAAGUCGGCGAGGCGCUACGUCAGGGCGCGAAUGCGCUCGAGAUUGAUGUCACGGCCUGGAAGGAAGGGUGGUUCGGGGACCAUGACGGGGUUUGGGAAAAUGUAGGCGAUGCCGUCGAGGAGCUCUUUCGGGCCGCUGCCGAGGCCCGGGAGACUGGGAGCAACCUGACCUUUGUCUGGCUGGAUAUCAAAGACCCAAACUGGUGCGAUCCACAGGACGAGGACUGGCGACACUGCUCGGUUGCCGCUCUGCAGGAACAAGCACGCCAAAUCUUGGAACCGGCUGGUGUUCGUGUGUUGUACGGCUUUGCGGACCAGAACGUUUGGGGCGUAGGAUACGACUUUGUCUCCCGCCACAUGAACAAGAAUGAAGCUCUCAAUUUGGACGGCAAGGGAAAAGACCUCGAAGAGUAUUUUCGAACCAGCAACGUGACGGACGUUACACGACGAGUCCUGUCGUACGGGGCUUCUUCUGUAACGUGGGAAUUUGGAAACUGCUAUGAAGAGGAAUAUUACACCUGCACGGUUCUUCGCCAGGCUCGUGAGUCGGGAAACUUUGGGCGCGUCUUUGCCUGGACGCUGCAUCAAGGGGAAAAAAGAAGCGUGCUUGACUUUUUGUUUGGAAAUGCCGGCAUUGAUGGAAUUAUAUACGGGCCCGAGAAUGUCCCGUUUCGAGAUGAUUUAGAUACUCGCGCGGUUUAUCAAGACAUCAGAGAAUGGGUGGACAGAAAUAGCCAUGGGCGAUAUUGGGCAACGGCCAAUGACAGUCCGUGGUAA